CAACAUUCAAAAUUUCUUAGGAUCACUUUUAACUAAGUUGGGAAGGGAUAAUGAAAUGUGAUGUUCACAAAUGAAGAGAUUGUGGCACCCAUUCUGUAUAAUGUGAAGCCAUGACUUUUAGAUAUUUUCUUUCAAGUUUCUCGCAUACGCCCUUAGCUCACACAAAAUUCUACCUUUGAAGAUUGGAUUUUGGCUUGAUUGUUUCUUUAUUGUAGGAACCACUGGAAGGCCGAAGGGAGUUACAAUAAGCCAUUCAGCUUUAGUUGUACAAUCUCUUGCAAAAAUUGCCAUCAUUGGCUACAGUGAGGAUGAUGUUUACUUGCAUACUGCUCCAUUGUGCCACAUUGGUGGUUUGUCCUCAGCCAUGGCCAUGCUAAUGGUAGGAGGUUGCCAUGUGUUGUUUCCCAAGUUUGAAGCUACGUCGGCGGUUGAAGCCAUAGAACAACACUCUGUGACUUCUCUAAUCACUGUCCCCACGAUAAUGGCAGAUUUGAUCACCCUAAUUAGGAAGAAGGAAACUUGGAAGGGAAAGGACAAUGUGAAGAAGAUACUAAAUGGAGGUGGGAGUCUGUCCGUUGAGCUUAUCAAAGAUGCUGCCAAAUAUUUCCCUAAAGCUAAGCUUUUUUCAGCUUAUGGGAUGACAGAGACAUGCUCUUCACUAACCUUCACGACCAUCUAUGACCCUACAAUUGAAACCCCCAGCCAGCUACUGGAGACAUCCUGUAAAACACAUUGCAAUUCCGUUCACCAACCACAAGGUGUUUGUGUUGGCAAGCCUGCACCACAUAUUGAAUUAAAGAUAUGCAUUGAUGGCUCAUCUAAUUUCGGAAGAAUUUUGACAAGAGGUCCACAUGUAAUGCAAAGAUAUUGGGAUCAUGAUCCAGAAAAGUCAUCAGACUCGGAUGAUGAGGCUUGGCUUGACACUGGUGACAUUGGACACAUCGAUAACUGUGGUAAUGUAUGGCUAAUUGGACGAAGAAGUGGUCGUAUCAAGAGUGGAGGGGAGAAUAUUUAUCCUGAAGAGAUAGAGACAAUCCUAUUACGACAUCAAGGAGUUAUUGCAGUCCUUGUCGUGGGAAUCCCAGAUACCCGCCUGACAGAGAUGGUGGUUGCAUGUGUCAAAUUAAGAGAAAAUCGGCAAUGGUCUGAUAAAAAAAGUGAGCAACCUGCUGAAAAUAAGCAGCUAUAUUUAUCCAGUGAAGUUCUCAGACAACAUUGCCUAGAAAAUAAUUUAACCGGGUUUAAAAUACCAAAAGUAUUUGUCAUAUGGAGUAAGCCAUUUCCACUCACCACAACUGGGAAAAUAAGAAGGGAUCAAGUUCAAAGAGAAGUUAUGUCUCACCUCAAAUCCCUGCCUAGCAAUCUCUGAUAACCCCGAUUUUAAGGUGAGCUUGGAAUAUACAGACUGCAGGAUCUUUCAAAAGAGGUUUUCUUGCCUUUUGGACCUAUCACUGAAACGUAAGUUUGGCUGCUUCAAGGGAACCAAAACCUCCCAGAUUUUAUUAAUACGCUAACUGCCUGCCUUGUAAUCACUGCAGGACUCU
This is a messenger RNA of Pistacia vera, 1544 nucleotides long. RefSeq names its product 2-succinylbenzoate--CoA ligase, chloroplastic/peroxisomal-like. Gene Ontology annotation, molecular function: medium-chain fatty acid-CoA ligase activity. Gene Ontology annotation, biological process: fatty acid metabolic process. The record is from RefSeq and is a predicted model, not a curated record. Bases 365 to 1369 code for a protein of 334 amino acids. The transcript has 6 exons. Lineage: Eukaryota; Viridiplantae; Streptophyta; Magnoliopsida; Sapindales; Anacardiaceae.